Molecule: messenger RNA, 2001 nt
Organism: Labrus mixtus (cuckoo wrasse)
Lineage: Eukaryota; Metazoa; Chordata; Actinopteri; Labriformes; Labridae
Gene: asb16
Product: ankyrin repeat and SOCS box containing 16
Exons: 7
Coding region: 502-1902 (466 amino acids)
Biological process (GO): negative regulation of delayed rectifier potassium channel activity; intracellular signal transduction; neuronal action potential
Cellular component (GO): membrane; synapse; axon initial segment
Molecular function (GO): transmembrane transporter binding
Source: RefSeq, a predicted model, not a curated record
AAAAGAGAGGACAGACAAUCAUCAUAUGGCUGGGAAGUCCGACGUCCACUGUUAAAGCCAAAUCUUAACUUCAAAUUAAAAAUAAUGGCAUUUAUAUAAACUGGCUUCCAAAACCAGUCAAUAAAAGUACUUUUCCUCUCCAAUAGAUUAGGAAGGAGCCGGAUGUUGCCUAUCUUGACAUGUCUAUCUACUUUGUUUUUGAGGGUCCGUUUCGUGGACGAGGAUACUGGAUCAAUACUGCCGUUUGCUGGCCAUUUGGGGUACUACAAGUAUCAGCUUGCUUUCUGAUCUAUUAAUACCUACAGUUGUGUUGAAGUUGUGUUCGAGCAACAAUCGUGUGACUGUGUCCACAAAUGAAGGGCAUUUAAUUUGGAGUUCUGUUUAUGAUAUUCAACGUGAAAAGAAAGCAAAACUGGUUAAAAAAUAAUGAGAGUUUUUGCUUGACCUCUGCCAGGACCCCUGUGACUCCAUGAGGGUGCAUCUUGUCAUAUUCAAGGUAUCAUGUCAAAGGACACAUUUCCGUUCUCUUCCACCUCGCUGCGCUCUCUGAGACUGGAACAGGAGUUUCAGGAGUGGGAGGAUGCUCGGCGAUCAUUGGCUCACAGGAGAACCAUGACCAGGGCCCCGCUGCCCCGAGCCCCAAGGCCUCCAACGAGGCAGCAAGGGCAGCGUCUUCAGGAGGUCCGGGCCCCUCCACCGCAGGUCCGGUGCAGGGACACUGCGAUCCACAAUACUUUCAUGUGUGGGGAUAUGAAGGGAGUGUAUGCAGUGCUGAAGGACCCUGGGAUGGUCAAUGCCCUGAUGGAAACAGUACAUGAGGAGAUGAUAUGGGCUCCAGAGAUGGGCAUGUGGACGCUGAGCUCCAAGGUGAAACAAACUUCAGCACUACGACUGGCUUCCAGCAGAGGGCACACAGGAUGUGUGGAAGAGCUGCUGUUCAGAGAGGCUGAGGUGAAUGCAGACCCUGGAGGAAGCACAGCUCUCCACGAUGCCUGCGCAGGCGGCCAUACUGUCUGUGUCCAGUUGCUGCUUGGCCACGGAGCAGAUCCUGAAAAGCUGUCUGAAGACGGCAGUGCUCCUCUUCACCUCUGCACCUCUGCCCAGUCAUUCCAGUGUGCUGCGUUGCUGUUGAAAGGAGGCGCAGAUGUCAAUGUGAGGAUGAGGGAGUCGAGGCUCACACCACUGCACACAGCUGCUCGGCGAGCCCUGGAGGAGCACGUGGAGCUCUUCCUCAGCAACGGAGCAGACAUAUUGGCCACAAACCAGGAGGGGGAGACCCCUUUGAACGCUGCGUGUUCAGGCGCUGAGAGGCCCUCGGAGGCAGGCCGUUAUUUGCGUGUGAUUCAGAGCCUGUUGGGUGCAGGAGCCGACCCCAGAACUGCAGGCAGGAAGCAGCACACACCCUUGCACAAUGCCUGCGCUAACUGCUGCCCUCGGAUUGUAGACGUCCUCCUGCAGCAUGGAGCCAAGGCAGAUGUGACCAACUGUGCAGGAUACACGCCAAUGGACUGUCUGUUACAGGUGGUUGAAGAUUACCCUGAUCACCAACCGGAAGCAAUAGCACGGUCACUCCUGAACCAUGGAGCGAAGCCAGUUUUACCAAAGAUGUUGAAGCAGUGUGUCCUCUCUCCUGCCACUCUGGAGGUGAUGUUGAACUCGUAUACAUCCAUCCCUCCCUGUGAUUGGAUGGACUGUCUGAGUGCUGAUAUAUACGAGGAGCAUCGCUCUUUCUUCGACUUGGUGCGUCAGCGGAGCACUCUGCCACGCUCUCUGCAGCAUCUCUGUAGAUGUGCUUUGCGUCUGUGGCUCGGACCCCGGUGUUAUUCAGCUGUCAGUAAACUGGAAAUUCCCAGCUCUUUAAGGGAUUACCUGCUGCUGUGUAACGAUGGGACACUUCAGUGACUUAUCAUUUUUAUCAGUUUAGUUCUUCUUUAAAUUCAGAUCUACUUUUGAUUGCAAUAAAAUGUUGUUUCUUCUGAUAUUUCUAACUUGAGCUUCACU